This is a messenger RNA of Linum trigynum, 990 nucleotides long. NCBI's taxonomy places the organism in Eukaryota, Viridiplantae, Streptophyta, Magnoliopsida, Malpighiales, Linaceae. The record is from the annotation of a GenBank genome assembly.
AUGGCGGAAGGGGAAGAAGCUGCAGUUGCAAAGGCUGAAGCAGAGUACUUCUCCAAGGACUUCGACUGGGAAUCACUGAAACAACAAGUUGAAAAGAACCCUUCGUAUCAGUUUCAUCUGCUUCCACAUCUUCCUUCUUCCUCGGACGAACAACGGGAGGAAGAGACGAGAGAUUCCAAGGCGUGGCAGAGCUUCCACGUCCGCCAUUCCGCCGGAAAGUUCUUCAAGGAGAGAAGGUAUUUGUUGAAGGAAUUCCCCGAGUUGGCUUCUUCCCCCAAAUUCUCCAAGGUUUUGGAGGUUGGAUGUGGAAAUGGAAGCUCCCUUAUUCCUGUCCUGCGUGGCAACAAGAACAUCACUGUGUAUGCUUGUGAUUGUAGUAGUGAGACUCUUGAGAGGGUUAAAGAGAUUUUGUCUGCGAAUUUGGCAGCAGCAGCUUUGGAUCGUUUCGUUCCGUUCUUCUGUGAUUUUGCUUCAACUGGAUUUCCAGGAUGGUUGGCUUGCCAUUCAUGCAGGGGGAUGGCUCCCCAACGUGAACACAAAAGCUGUUCUGGCGUUGGAGAGUUCCAGAUGACUCAAAUGCGAGGUUUAAGUCCAUUGACAGAAGGUGGCUGCUGCAUUGGCGGGGUGGAUUUUGUUACCCUGAUAUUCACACUCUCAGCUGUGCCACACAAAUUGAUGCCCAAAUCCAUAAAGGAGUGUUUUUCGGUCUUGAAGCCUGGUGGCAUCCUCAUGUUUAGAGAUUACGGGCUCUACGACAUGACCAUGCUGCGGUUUGAGCCAGACAAGAGGGUUGGUUUCAGGGAGUACAUGCGAGGAGACGGUACUCGCUCUUAUUUCUUCUGUCUAGACACUGUCCGGAACCUUUUCCAGGGUGCUGGCUUCAGUGAGAUGGAGCUCGAGUACUGUUGUGUAAAGUCGGAGAAUCGUAGGAAGGGGAAGAUCAUGCAAAGGGUGUGGGUCCAUGGGAAGUUCCAGAAGCCCAUGCUAUAG